Geodia barretti is the source of this 254-nucleotide messenger RNA. NCBI's taxonomy places the organism in Eukaryota, Metazoa, Porifera, Demospongiae, Tetractinellida, Geodiidae. The record is from the annotation of a GenBank genome assembly.
CAGGGAAGAUGUCCAGUUCAACAUGACCAUCACUGGCACUACUCCAGCAGUCCAACUGCAAGAACCUCUUCUAGCCUCGGUUUUAAUCACAGAUGCUAAUACAUCAUGUAUAUGUCCUGGAGCUAACGCCACACCGCAGGUCGUUCACAGCGUAGCAGAGAGUCCCUGUAUUUGAGUCUGCUCCUGGCCAUGGCAGCCCUCGCUACACUCAGUCUGUUGGCUCUCACUGCUAUAGUGGUAGCCUUCUGCUGCUU